AUGGAGGUGCCGCUUGUUAAUUUUGAGAACAUGGAUGAUGUCGGCAUCAACUUGGGAGACCCGAGUGACUCAGGAUACCCGACUUCACCUACCUCAGAGGCCCCUGAUCAGAAUCUUUUACCCCAUCAUAUGACUUCUCCCCACCAGUCGCCACAUAGAGGACGAAGUGACCAUCAGCCUGCUCAAGAAGGAUUGUCACCGUCCACUCCUCUGACUCUGACCACUAAAGCUAACUCCAGCAGUGGAAGUUUGAUCUCUAAUCUGAAGCUUCUGAUCAACAGUGAGUCUCCCACCGACAGUGUCUUCAGUAAGAUGGUGAAAGAUUGCUAUGAGAGUGAAGACUUGUUUGAAAAGCACUGCGUGGAAGAAAAAGAUGAGAAAGUUGUCAUCAAUAUUUCCGGCCUAAUGUUCGAGACCCAGCUCAGCACCCUGAAUAAGUUUCCAGAAACGCUGCUUGGUGAUCCUAUGAAGAGGAUAAGCUUCUUCGACCCAAUGAGAAACGAGUACUUUUUUGACAGAAACCGCCCGUCCUUUGAUGGUAUUCUGUACUACUAUCAGUCAGGGGGGAGAAUCCGCAGACCAGCCAAUGUUCCAUUAGAUGUUUUUGCUAAUGAAAUCGUUUUCUAUGAGUUAGGUCACGAAGCCAUGGAGCAGUUCCGUGAAGAUGAAGGAUUCAUCAAAGAGCCAGAGGUCCUUUUGCCCACCAACGAACUGCAACGACAAUUCUGGCUCCUGUUUGAAUACCCAGAAAGCUCCAGUGCAGCCAAAUCUGUAGCUCUGGUUUCUGUGUUUGUCAUUGUCAUUUCUAUCUUCAUUUUCUGCCUAGAGACUCUGCCAGAGUUCAGGGAAGACAAUGACUUUGUUCAAGGUUUAACACAAUAUGUCAAUGGGACUGAAGAAAGUUCAUCUCCUCAUUCUGCCACUAAAGACCUGAUUGCAUAUUUCACCGACCCAUUUUUCAUUGUGGAAACUAUUUGUAUCAUCUGGUUCUGCUUUGAAGUCUGUGUCCGUUUUGUGGUGUGCCCCAGCAAAAGUGACUUCUUCAAUAACAUCAUGAAUAUCAUUGACAUAGUCUCUAUAAUUCCCUACUUUGUAACCCUGGGAACAGAGCUGGCUACGACUCCUGAUGAUGAUGUGAACGCUGGUCAAAACAUGUCCCUAGCAAUCUUAAGAAUCAUUCGUCUAGUGAGAGUUUUCAGAAUUUUUAAACUCUCCCGACACUCAAAAGGGCUUCAGAUCUUGGGGCAGACCUUGAAGGCCAGCAUGAGGGAACUUGGGCUGCUCAUCUUCUUCCUUUUUAUAGGAGUCAUCCUAUUCUCAAGUGCCAUCUACUUUGCAGAAGUGGAUGAGCCCCAGACACAGUUUGUCAGCAUCCCUGAUGGCUUCUGGUGGGCUGUGGUGACAAUGACCACUGUGGGAUAUGGCGACAUGUGCCCCAUCACAAUGGGAGGCAAAAUGGUUGGCACCCUCUGCGCCAUUGCUGGGGUUCUGACCAUUGCCUUGCCCGUCCCUGUCAUCGUCUCCAACUUUAACUAUUUUUACCACCGUGAAACUGAGCAGGAGGAGAAACAGAUAAUGGAUGCAGCAGCAGAGGCUGCCCAGAAAGCGUCAGCUGCAAACAAGUAUGGAAGCACACCUUCACUAAACAAAAGUAACGGCACCUGGCAGAAUGAGAAAAAUGGCAUGCACUGA
This is a messenger RNA of Scatophagus argus, 1692 nucleotides long. Its product is annotated as potassium voltage-gated channel subfamily A member 10. The transcript has a single exon. Gene Ontology annotation, biological process: protein homooligomerization; potassium ion transmembrane transport. The record is from RefSeq and is a predicted model, not a curated record. Lineage: Eukaryota; Metazoa; Chordata; Actinopteri; Scatophagidae. Gene Ontology annotation, molecular function: delayed rectifier potassium channel activity; protein binding. Gene Ontology annotation, cellular component: voltage-gated potassium channel complex; membrane. Bases 1 to 1692 code for a protein of 563 amino acids.